Messenger RNA from Tetrahymena thermophila SB210, 1683 nucleotides. RefSeq lists its product as hypothetical. The record is from RefSeq and is a predicted model, not a curated record. The transcript has 3 exons. NCBI's taxonomy places the organism in Eukaryota, Ciliophora, Oligohymenophorea, Hymenostomatida, Tetrahymenidae.
AUGGGAUGUGGUAGUAGCAAAAAAAUAUCAAAAGAUCAUAAAUUGCAAGAAAACAAAUAAUAGCUUUAUGCGCAGAGUAGCAACGAAAACGAGAAAACUUAGAAAAGUACACCUGGAAACAAUUAGGAUGACGUGCAAUAAAAAGUUAAUCUUUAAAAUACACAUGAAGCUAACAAUAAGGACAAAGACGCAACACAAAAUAAAUAAAAUUUGAAAAACAAAACAUAAACGAAUUAAAAUGCUACAUAAAACAAUGCUAAUCUAGAACUUGAUGAAUCUGAAAAGAAUUACUAUUAAGACAUUCAAAAAUAAUCAUAAUACUCCAUAAAUUAAAAAAUUAUUAGCCUUUUAAAGUAAAAUAACAUUAAGGAGAAUGAUAUAAAGAAAGCUUAAAAGGAAUCACUUGUUUUAUAUAAAGAAAUGGAUACUUAUCAAGAUAAAAUAAAGGAAGAAGAAGUAGAUAUGUAAAAAUUAGAAGAAAAAUGCAAGAAUUAUGACAAUUAGCAGACAUUUUUCGAUAUUAAAGUUUUUAUGAUUCUCUUUGAUAUUGAAUAUUUGUAAAAGUUAGUUUAGUACAUUGAGAAUUUGUAUAAAGAAUAUAUAUAAUUCUUCAAGGUUAAUAAUGUCUACAAAAAUAUUUUGGAACAUAUUGAAAAUCAAACUAAAUAGCUUGGUGUUAAAGAUUUGAGUCAAUGCGAUAGUAAAGAAAAAGAAAAACUAUUUGAUGAAUUUAAGAAAAAGCUAGCUGGGGAGAUUUAAAAAUUCUCAGAUAAAACAGGGAAAAAAAUGAUAUCAGAUAAGGCUUUGAUUCAUCAAAUUCUAAAAGCUAGACUUUAAGAUUCUGACGAUAUUGAUUUAAGAUAGUUAGUUUAAAUGAUUAAUAAAGAGGCUUAAGGAUAGUAAGAAACUAUCACUUAUAUUUCAUAACUAUUAAAAGAAUAAUCUUUUUCUGAAAGCUAGAUAAUUUUAUAAAAAGAAAAUUAUUACAAUUUUGAAAGAAAUUAAAAGGCAGAUGUUGUAUCAUACUAAUAAUAUAGUUCCAAAUCCUAAUUUUAGAAUCAAAAAUAGCAAUAAAGCAAUAUUUUACCUUCAAGUAGUACUCUCAUUAAUUAAUUUGGCUUAACAUAUACAUACCAAGACACUUAAGAUUAAAAAGCCUAUCCUUCUAGCAGUCAUGUAGCUCAAACUAUGAGAAAUAUGAACUAUGAAUUUUAAUCAUCAAGCAAAUUUUAGGAUAAAUAAUAGUUUUCAAGUAGUUAAAUAGGAUUUUAAUAAUAAGGAAAUUACAAGAUAGGAUCAAUGUUAAAUACAAAAUACAAUUCAAGUUAAAAUAAACUUCCUAACUAAGAAGAUAAUGAAGAUACAAAUGAAUAAGAUAUUAAUUAGUCAAUUGAUAAUACAUACUUUGGAGAAAAAAUAGUUAGCAAAAUGGUGCCAAACACCUAGCUCUUCACAUAAAAUAAUAUAAUUAGGAAUUAAAUUUAAUAAAAUAAUAAUCAAAGUGAUCAAAAAGAUUCAAAUUAAAACUUAACAGCUUGCUAGUUGAUUUUAUAAUACAACUUAGAUGUAGAUAUCCAGUAAAAAGUUUAAACCUUUUAAAAUAAACCUAAAAACUCCACUCAUUAAUUAUAAAGUCGUUAAGAUAUUUUAAAUUAUUUAGGAAAUGCAUUAGAAUAAAAUUGA